This is a messenger RNA of Prorocentrum cordatum, 3982 nucleotides long. Lineage: Eukaryota; Dinophyceae; Prorocentrales; Prorocentraceae. The record is from the annotation of a GenBank genome assembly.
AUGACAUUGCAGCUGCUGUUCUGGGAGGAUUUUUUCAGCGUGGAGAGCGCGCGGAAUCUCAAGGACCAGCUCGCUGUGCUGUUCUCCGCCAUGAGCCAGAAGCAGGACUGCCUGGCAAUGCCGCUGCCGGAGAUACCAGCCAUGAGCCAGAAGCAGUACGCUGAGAUGUCCGAGUGGAGCGAUAAGACGGACUACAGUAAGUUCAAGCCUGGGCAGAUACACGUCUUGUUCGCCGAGCAAACCAAGCAGAGGCCCGACGACAGGGCUCUUGUGGACUGCUUGGAGGACGGCACCGCUGUGGAGUACUCCUACAGGGAAUUCCACUCCAUGUGCAAGGACUUGUGCAGCGUGCUGACGGAUGAGUUCGGCGUCGGAUUCGAUCAAAUGGUGCCACUCCUCUUCGAGCGCGGCGUUUUCAUGCUCGUGGCGAUCUACGGCGUGCUGAUGGCUGGCGGCGCGUAUGUUCCGCUCGAGCCGCACUACCCCAGCGGGAGGAUCCUCGGGAUCCUGCAGCAGGUGCAGCCCAAGGCAGUGGUGACGGUGGAGAAGCUUCUCGACAAAAUAACGCCAGAAGCUCUCAAAGCUGGCGCCCUGUCGUGGGCCGUGGUGCAGCUGAGCGCAGUGAAUCGCAGCAGAGGCAGAACGAUCAUCGCGCACAAGGAGCUCCUGGAGAUCCGCACCGUUCCCUCGCGUCUGCCGCGCAACGGGGCCGCAGAGGGCACGAAGGAGACGCGGGCGCGGCAGGAGGCGGGCGAGGGGAUCGUGUACGUGUUCUUCACCAGCGGCUCGACCGGGACACCGAAGGGCGUCCAGGUUGAGCAUGCGGGACUGCGGCACCGCGUGGAGUGGAUGCAGGAGCAGUACGGUCUGGGACCAGGGCAGGCGACGAUCCUGAAGCACGCCUACACCUUCGGCAUCUCGGAGUGGGAGAUGUUCUGGCCACUCGCGGUGGGUGGCACGCUUGUGAUUCCGAAGCCCGGCGGCGAGAAGGACCCAGAGUACAUCUUCGGCCUGUGCGAGAAGUACCCCGUCACCGUGAUGUACAUGGUCCCCUCCAUGCUGAACAUGCUGCUGGACUAUAUUCAGGCGGAGGAAAAGAGCCCAGUGGAUGCGGGCUUCUCGCUGCGGCAGAUCAUCACCUGCGGUGAGCCGCUGACCGAGGAGACGAUCCAACAGCAUUUCCAGAUGAUAAACGAGGCGGAGCUGGACAACCUGUAUGGGCCCACGGAGGGCUCUAUGACGGUUUGGCGUUGCCCUCGUGGACAGAAGAUUCCACAGGUGCCUAUCGGCACACCCAUCGGUGGUAUCCGCGUUUACACCCUGGACACCAUCGCGCAGAGGCUUAGCGAGGUUAACGUGCCUGGCGAGAUUUACUUCGCGGGCAAAUUUAUCGCGCGCGGAUAUCUCGGAAGUAGAGAACAGACGGACAGAGUCUUCGUCGACGACUCCGUGAUGGCUUCGAAGUUCCCUGGCGAACGCAUGUACCGCACCGGCGACCUUGCCUGCUGGAAGCCGAGCGGGCAGUUGCAGUUCCUAGGACGUGCGGACACUCAGAUCAAGCUGCGCGGCUUCCGCAUCGAGCUCGGGGAAAUCGAGGCUGUGAUCCGCGGCGGCGCUGGCGUCAAGAACGCAGUGGUGAUCCUCGCUGGGGACGGCGCAUCGAAAGUCCUGGCGGCCUACGUGGCGCCCGACAGCGUUGACUUGGACGCGCUGCGUGCCUUGUGCUCCCGCCAGCUGGCGCACUACAUGGUGCCAUCUUCGUUCCAGAAGUUGGCGCGGUUGCCCGUGACGGACAGGGGCAAACUCGACAAGAAGGCGCUCCCGCCCGCGCGUAUAGACGCGCAGGCUGCCACAGGCGGCGGCGUUGGAGGAGUUGUGCCUCCGCGUGAUAUCUACGAGGCGACUAUCGUGUUCGCCUUUGCGGAGGUGCUCAAGCUGGAGGAGUCGCUCAUAGGCAUUGAGACGGACUUCGUGUCGAUUGGCGGGAACUCUGUAUUGGCUGGGAAGGUCACUUCGAAGCUGCGGAAAGACCUCAAGUUGCCGCUGCCAGGCACCGCGCUGUACAAGAAUCCCACGCCGUCGCAGCUAGCGAUGCUGUGCAAGCAGCUGAAGGACGCCCAGGGGCCGGACUCGGAGUCGGCCGGGGAGGGCCAGAGCGGCGACUGCGAAGACAGGGCAAUGGAGGAGCAGGACCCUGGCAAGCGCUGGGGUGGCCUCUCCGCCACUCGUCCGGUCGCCAUCCUGAUGACCGCCUUGCUGCCUGUAGUGGAGUUGCUCCGCGACACGUCCAGCAUCCUCAGUUUUGUGGAGAUCUUGCUGUUCAAGCUGCUGGUCACAAGAUUUCACAUCGACAUCAGUGGCUGGAGGCUCUUCGCGGUGGUCGCUUUCAUGAACUUCGUCGUGACCCCUGCAAUGAUCAUCUUCGAUCUACUCGCAGGAGCAGUCUUCUGCAGCCCUUCGACAGGACUCAUACUGAAGCACGUUCUCAUAGGGAAGCUGCGGCCCGGCGCCCACCCCGUCUUCUCGGUGACCUACUUCAGGUGGCUCUACAGCCAAAAGGUGAUGCAGACCGUGGUGAAGGCCUUCCAGGCAUACUUCAUAGGCACCCCCGUCCUGAACAUGGUGUACCGCUGCUUCGGAGCGAGGAUCGGGCGCGGUGUUGUGAUUCUCACGCGCGAAGUCUUCUUGGAGCCCGAGCUCAUCACCAUCGAGGACGGUGCCCUCAUAGAUGACGAGGCCAAGAUCACCUGCUCGUCCAUCGGCGACGGCGUGCUGCUGCUGGACCGGACGCGGGUCGGCCGUGGAGCGCGGGCCCGUCCCUACUGCUCCGUCGGCCGAGGGGCGCACCUGCAAGCCGGCCACGAGUUGCUCUCCACCAGCUGCCUGGUGGGCUACGGCGGCCGCCGCGGUGAGGGCUUCGUCACUGGCGGUAAGCUGGCGAGGCUGAAGUGGGGCCAGGACCAGCCGCCGGCGCAGCAGCCCGUGCUGCGCACGCUGGUCGGGGUGCCACUGCUGUUCUUCAUCGACGCUCUCGCCAUGACGCCCGCCUACGUGCUUUGUCUGACGAUUGUCGACUGGGACUGGGUGCCUUACAUGCUCAUGCUGGCGAUCGUGGGGGAGCACCUUGAGCGCACUUCCCUUGUCGUCCUCACUGUGCUCUUCAAGUGGCUGCUGGUGGGGCGCGUGCGCCCCGGCUCGAAGGAGAGGCACGGCAGCUGGAGCCGCAUGUGCCACUGGGUGGUGGAGACCUUGCUCGAGCGCGACACUUUCAAGGAAGCGCUGGAGGGCUUCAUCAACACUGAGGUGCUAAGACUAGUCUUCGUGCUGCUCGGUGCCACGAUCGGCAGGCGCGCGAGCAUGGACAUGAUCUCAUGUCGCACUCCCGACCUGGUCAACAUCGGGGACUACAUGUUGUUCGGCUCGAAGGUGGGCAUCGUCUGCGACGACGAGUUCAGAUGGAAGGGAGUGCAGAUGUGCCGCGGCGCCAACGUCCUGGACAACUGUGUGCCUGGGGGGUGAGAAGGACGCGCAGAGUGACCCGCUACAUGUUUUUUUAUGGAUUCGGUUCACUUGCACGCACAGAUCCGAUGCCCUCGGCGAUUGCCAGAGUGCGACGGCGGCGUCAGACGGCGGCACCGACGUCCCGACCGGCUCCGAGUGGGAUGCCGAUGUGGGUGGGCCUGGGAGUGGAUGUGAGCGGAGCGGACGGGCGCUGCGGGGACGGGAAGUCCCACGGCCCAGUCGAGGAAGGAGCAGCCGGCCCCUGGGGCGCCUGUCGGUUUCGGUGUCCCCCAAGGGGCGACCGCUUCGUCAGGCAAGGCGAAUUCUUGACGCGUUCGACUCGUCUUCGCGCGGCCGCGUACCAAAAACGUAUCCCCACCAGCCCAUCCCAAAUCGACGCCCAGGCGAGUUGAGACGAGCAUGGAAGCGCAGGAGCAACGUCGGGUACAAUCGCACCCAAAGAGAGGAACGACACAAGGGG